Patella vulgata (common limpet) is the source of this 2165-nucleotide messenger RNA. Its product is annotated as dolichyl-diphosphooligosaccharide--protein glycosyltransferase subunit 2. The transcript is spliced from 18 exons. Bases 79 to 1983 code for a protein of 634 amino acids. Gene Ontology annotation, cellular component: membrane; oligosaccharyltransferase complex. Lineage: Eukaryota; Metazoa; Mollusca; Gastropoda; Patellidae. The record is from RefSeq and is a predicted model, not a curated record. Gene Ontology annotation, biological process: protein N-linked glycosylation.
ACCUUCACCUUAAAAUGACAGGCACCUGCUUCCGGUUGACGUUUGAAACACCCGUAUGUAAAAGAGGCUCGAGUCAAAAUGGCUAAAGCUUUUUCAGUACUUCUUCUUUUUGCCGUUGUUGUGGUGGGAAGGGCCUUAACUCCGUCCACAUUCCUGACAACUCUUGACCAAGCCAGGUUAAAGUCUGUCUUUGAGGGAGCUCAACCAUACAGCGAUGUAGCCAAUGCACAUUAUUCUAUUUUGGGUCUGACUCUAUUAGGAGCCACCAUACCGAAUGCUCAAGAAGCGUGCAAAUCUUUGUCCGAGAAGUUGGACCAAAGUAAUGUAGCUUCAUUAUAUCAUGCUGCAUCUGCCAGCCAGUAUUUAACCAAGUGUAAAAUAAAUGUUGGUGGAGGUGUACAAAAAUUAUUAGACGACACCAUCCGAGAGGAUGCCAAUGUUGUAGAUAUCUUUAAUGCAUUUUUUGCCCUGAAAAAACUGGGUUUAAAAGUUGAUAAUACUAAAGUAAAUAAAGCUUUACAAGAAGCCUUAAAAAAAGAUGAUUCAGCCUUGAGUUAUGGUUAUUCGUUUCUCAUAGCCACAGAAUUAAGUGGUGAUGUUACAAAAUAUUUUGAUAAUAUUGAAGAUGUUGUCGCACAAGCAGAUGAAUUAGAUGAAAAAUAUUUACAGUUUGAAGGAGGAUUGUAUGUAUCUUCAUUAGUUGUAGAUUCCGCUUAUAAACUAGCUACAAAAUUAAACAAAGCACCAACAAUAUCAGCAGAUAAAGUGGUUAAAUUCACUAAUUAUUUCUUGAGUCGUAAACAUAUUCAUCAGUUGAGAGCUGCUGCUUAUUUCUUAUCUGCUGUCAAAUCAUUGACAGAAAACAAAUUCCACGUGCCUGUUGCUGUUACAUUAGCCAGUCCUGUUGCUGUCACACAAUCUGAACCCUUAAUUCAAGUCCGUGUAACAAAUUUGAUGGGAGGAUCCCUCGGUAGUUUAACUGUUACUGCUGAUAAUGCUAAAAAUAUUGGUGAAGGAUCAAUUGUUCUCAAUAAGAAGCCUUUUGUUGUCAAUUCUAAAGACAAAUCAUUAUUUGAGUUAAAUCUGAUACAAGCUAAACCAGCUAAAGGUUUCUAUGAAUUAACAUUAAGUGUUAGUCCAGCUAAAGCUGAUAAGAGAUUAAUUGGUACAACUGGCGCUGUGGUGAAAGUGAAAGUAACAACACAAGUAACAUUAGAAGGUGUAGAAAUCGGGGUAGCUGAUAAAGAUCAAUCAUCAGCUCCCAGAGCUGUCAAAUUAAACUAUCCUAAACCAGCAGCUAGUACAUUAGAAGCUGAUUUCCAUCAGAAGAUCAUCAUGAAGUUUAAACUAGUAGAAAAAAAUACAGCUCAACCUGUAGCAGCUCACCAGACAUUUGUACGUUUAACCAACCAAGAUACUAAACAAGAAAUUAUCUUUGUAUCUGAAGCUGAUUCUUCUAAUGUUAAUAAAUUUGAAUUGGAUGUUGGAUCUCGUGGUAAAGAUUUUGGUUUCCGAUCUGGUAAAUACAAUGUUGAACUUAUUAUUGGUGAUCCUGUUAUUGAAAACCCAAUCUCGUGGACACUGGCUACUUUAUCAUUAAGAUUCCCAGAAGGUAGCUCCACAACUAAAGAAUCCACAAAUCAAUAUGCUGUGAAACCUGAAAUUAAGCAUCAAUUUAACGUACCAGAAAAACGUCCACCAGCAGUUGUAUCUCUAGCUUUCUCUGCUCUAGUUUUAGUUCCAAUACUUGUACUAUUUAUUCUUUGGAUUAAAAUUGGUGUAAAUGUUUCUAACUUCCCCUUCUCACUUAGUGCUAUAGGUUUCCAUGUUUGUUUAGCAGCUAUAUUUGGUUUAUAUUAUUGUUAUUGGACUAAUCUAGAUAUGUUCCAGACAUUACGAUAUCUAGGUAUACUAGCAAUACCUACAUUCCUAUUUGGUAAUAGACUUCUUAGUGGUUUAGCAUCAAAACGAAAAACAACAUAAUAAAUUAAUCAAGACAAUUUUUUUUAAGAACUUUUUUUUUUUUUUUAUAUGUUUAAUUUUUGGACAAUUAUAAACAUAUAGUUGUUAUACUUCAUGUACAUUAUCUUAUUAUAUUAUGUUGUGAAAUUCCAUCUCAUGUUAUUUUUAUCAAAAUGAUCAUUAAAUUGUUCUUGUAUCCAAAA